Molecule: messenger RNA, 1713 nt
Organism: Aspergillus tanneri
Lineage: Eukaryota; Fungi; Ascomycota; Eurotiomycetes; Eurotiales; Aspergillaceae
Product: aromatic amino acid and leucine permease
Exons: 3
Coding region: 1-1713 (570 amino acids)
Biological process (GO): amino acid transmembrane transport
Cellular component (GO): membrane
Molecular function (GO): amino acid transmembrane transporter activity
Source: RefSeq, a predicted model, not a curated record
AUGAGCUCCAGCUCCAAACCCACCUUCAUCAACACACAAACAGAGGUGUCGCCAGCUCCAGCAGAAGACCCUCGAGAAGAUCCACAGACAGCGACAAAAAUCACCGAGGAACCUCAGAUUGUGCACGAUGAAGAAGCGCAGAAUCUAUCGCGCGGUCUGCACCAACGUCAUACGCAGAUGAUUGCCAUUGCGGGGGCUAUCGGAACUGGUCUGUUUCUCGGUCUGGGGUCAUCAAUUCAAACUGGGGGACCGUUGGGUGCCCUCAUGGGAUACGCUCUUGUCGGAUUGGUGGUCUGCGCCGUACAGAUCGCCUUGGGUGAGGUGUCGGCGCUCAUGCCGGUCACGGGGUCGUUUGUGCGUCAUGUUGAGAUCCUGGGGGAUCCUGGAAUGGCAUUUGCAGUUGGGUGGAAUGUUGUGUAUGGAGCAUUUAUGUCGGUUCCGAGUGAGAUUUCCGCCGCGGUGGUGCUCAUUCAGUAUUGGACGCUGGAUGUGAACCCAGCAGUCUGGAUCACCGUGCUGAUUCUGAUGUCGGCGUCUGUGGCGCUGCUGUCUGUGCGGGUCUACGGCGAGGUGGAAUUCAGUCUGGCCCUCGUGAAAGUUCUUCUGGUGAUUGGCAUUAUCCUUAUGGGUCUGGUGAUUGAUCUCGGUGGUGUCAAGGGUCAGCCCCGAUUGGGGUUCCGGUAUUGGAAGGAACCCGGGCCCUUUGUCGAGUAUAUCGCUACCGGAACAUGGGGUCGGUUCCUGGGGUUCUGGGCAGUUAUGACCAACGCCGUGUACUCGUUUUCCGGAGUGGAAAGUCUAGCGAUGGCUGCGGCGGAAAUGCGGAAUCCGCGACGGAACAUCCCACGGGCAUGCAAGAGGGUGUUUGUGCGCAUCACAUUGUUCUACUUCCUGGCGGUGCUGAUCGUGGGCAUGCUGGUUCGGAGCGAUGACCCACAUCUGGGCGACCAGUCGGGGACGGCCACGCAGAGUCCGUUCGUGAUUGCGGCAGUGCGCGCCGGCAUUCAUGUCGUGCCGUCGAUUAUCAACGCAGGCGUGUUGAGCUCCGCCUGGUCGGCAUCCAAUCAGAGUAUUCUCGCAGGCACUCGCACGUUAUACGGAUUGGCGUUGAAGGGCCACGCCCCAAGGAUAUUCCUGCGGACGACCAACCGGGGGGUUCCAUAUAUGUGUUCUGCGCUGCAGAUUGCCAUCUCAUGUCUGUCGUAUCUCAGCUGCUCGAAUGGAGCGUAUACGGUGUUCAACUGGUUUCUGGCACUGACGUCUGCCGGGGUCCUCGUAUCGUGGUGUACAAUUGUCCUUAAUCAUAUCCGGAUGUUGUAUGCGUUCAAGGCGCAGCAGAUCUCUCCGAACAGGCUGCCGUGGCAUAAUUUUUGGUCCCGUAAGGAAAUGCCCUAUCCGACAGAUGAUAUUGGACUGACAGAUGUAGUGUAUACUUCGUGGUUCGCGCUCAUACUGUGCAUUGUUUUCCUGCUCACCGGUGGCUUCGCCGUGUUUACCAACGGCAAUUGGGAUCCGUCCGGAUUCGUUUCAUCCUAUCUGGAUAUACCGCUGGUAUUGGGCUUUUAUCUUGCGUAUAAAUUCUACCACAAAACCAAGUUCGUGUCAUUGCACGAUAUUCCCCUCCGGCAGGCACUCUAUGAAGCCGAUAACGACCCCGAGAAUGUGCCGAUUCGGACAAGCAAAUGGUCUCGAUUGAAUAUUUUGUGGGGAUAG